Molecule: messenger RNA, 537 nt
Organism: Quercus robur (English oak)
Lineage: Eukaryota; Viridiplantae; Streptophyta; Magnoliopsida; Fagales; Fagaceae
Exons: 1
Coding region: 1-537 (178 amino acids)
Source: RefSeq, a predicted model, not a curated record
AUGAAAAACUUUAUUGACACCAUCAACUAUUGUGGCCUAAGAGAUUUGGGGUUCAUUGGACCAAAGUUUAUGUGGAUUUACCAGUGUGCGGAUGGCAUGCAGAUUAGGGAACGGCUGGACAGAGCAAUGGCAACUUCGGAAUGGAUAGACUUAUUUCCUGCGGCCAACCUAUAUCACCUUACUUCAUCAGUUUCGGAUCAUUCACCAUUGGUUCUGUUCAUGACCAGAACUAAGAGGAGGAAUAUGAAAACCAAGAAGCCAUUUAAGUUCGAAGCAAUGUGGUUGAGAGAUCGACGAUGUGAAGAGAUAGUACAUGAGGCAUGGGAGGAGGGGAAGGUGACAAAUAUAGAGAAUUUGCUAGGGAGUUGCUUAGAGAAGAGCCGGGUCAGAUUAGAGAGCUGGAAUAAAACAGAAUUCGGUCACGUGGGAAGGAAGGUCACUGAACUCCAAAAAAGGCUUGAAUGGCUAGAGCUUCAACCUUCAUCACCUGAUAUCAACUGUGAGCUGAUGAGCACCCGUGUUGAACUAAACCGCUAG